AUGCCGCGAAGUCAGCUCGAGCAGAACUUGUCGGAACUACAAGCUCUUCAGCAUGAGCUCAGCUGGAGUGAUCGUCCGGUCUCCCCGGUGGAAUCCCUGAGUCGAAAUUCUUCCAAGUGGCUGAAGCACAGGCACCGUCCCCUUCCGGCUGGUGCCCCAGCGCCCGGUGCUCUAGGGGCCCUAUUGGGUGUGCCACAUCCGGGCGAUGCGUCAGCCUCAAACUUGGAGGGACCCCCGCAGGACGCCGGGCUCCAGGCGCUGGAGUCUCUGGCCAAGGCGGCUUCCUCUCAGUCGCGGAUAGCAAAAGCUUCUGGGCACCGCGCGGCCAAAGCGACCGCGGCGGUAAGCUCUUUGCCAGUUAUUGCGCCGGUGGCAGUCGCAAAGAUGCCGAACGCACGAGGCGGCCAUCAGCGCCUUGGAAGCUUCUUGUGA
Symbiodinium sp. CCMP2592 is the source of this 432-nucleotide messenger RNA. The record is from the annotation of a GenBank genome assembly. NCBI's taxonomy places the organism in Eukaryota, Dinophyceae, Suessiales, Symbiodiniaceae.